Fulmarus glacialis (Northern fulmar) is the source of this 761-nucleotide messenger RNA. RefSeq lists its product as uncharacterized. NCBI's taxonomy places the organism in Eukaryota, Metazoa, Chordata, Aves, Procellariiformes, Procellariidae. The record is from RefSeq and is a predicted model, not a curated record. The transcript has 5 exons. The annotation marks the transcript as partial.
GAACUUCAGCAGCUUAGCAAGCAAUACAGCAAUAUCAAGCUCCUCCAACUGGAUGUGGUCUGUGAAAACAGCAUCAAGAAAGUAGUCAAGGAAGUGGAAGAAAUUGUGGGAGACAAAGGUCUGAACUGCCUCAUUAACAAUGCUGGCAUCAAUGUGCUUGCUUCCUUGGAAGAAGUCACAGCAGAGACAAUGCUCACCAUUUAUGAAACCAAUACAGUUGCCCAGCUGAUGGUCACCAAGGCGUUUCUACCCCUUCUGAGGAAGGCAGCCCAGCUGAGCACAGGAAUGGGCUGCCAUAGAGCUGCUAUUAUCAAUAUGUCCUCUCUUGCUGCCUCCAUGCAACUCGUCCAGGCAAAUGAGAUGUUCCUCAAGGUCUACCCCUACAGGAUAGCAAAGACUGCACUGAAUAUGAUCACCAGGUGUCUUGCUGCAGACUUGAAAUCGGAUGGAAUUCUCUGUAUUUCUUUGCAUCCAGGCUGGCUUCAGACAGACAUGGGCGGAAACAUGGCUCCCAUGCAGGUGCAAGAGGCUAUCCCAGGUAUUCUCUCUGUUCUGGACCGUCUUGGUGAAAAAGAAAAUGGUUCCUUCCUGGACUGGCAAGGGGAAACUCUACCGUGGUAGAAGUGCACCGUAUGCUACAGGAACAGCAUGUCAGUCACUAUUUAACUUGUGCCACUAAUGUCUGUGUCUCUAGGAUUUUCUUAUACACUAGUUGAAAUAGCCAGUCUGAUAUCCAGCCUCUCUCUAGGUGUAUUUGGAAA